UCUCCGGGGGUCUCCGGGGGUCGGUGCCGGCACUCCCGGGUGUCGGGGAUCCCCGGGGCCCAGCCGCCUCUCCGCACCGCAGCGGCCCCGGCCCGGUGCCGCCAUGGACGAUUUGAUCCUCAACUUGGACUUCUCCGCCCCCGAAAGCCGCCCGAAGAAGAAGCCGGGGAACCAAAAGCACCAGAGCUUCGUGCGGCGGCGGCGAGAGCUGGAGCGCCGCGGGGUCCUGCGGCAGAAGCAGCUCCCGGCGGCACCGGGCGGGCCCCGGCGGGCUCCGGGACGGGGGUCGGGGAGGAGCGGGGGCGGCCCCGGGAAGCCUCGCUCGGGCCGGCCCGGGUCGUGCCCCAAAGAGAACGGCCCUGCCGCCGCCCCCCGAUGCACCCCGGACUCCCAGAACGGCCACACCGGGACCUCAAGGACCAAGGGGAAGGCUCGGGGGGCGGCUCGGGACUCCGCCAAAGCUGUCGGAGCCCCCCCGGCAUCCCAGAAGGGCUCCGCUGGAACCGGUGCUCCCGCUAGCAGCAAGGGGAAGGCUCGGGGGGCGGCUCGGGGCACCCCCACGGCCGGCGGUGCCCCCCCGGCGCCCCCCAAGCUCGUGGCCAUAGACUGUGAGAUGGUGGGCACGGGCCCCGGCGGGCGCACGAGCUCCCUGGCCCGCUGCAGCAUCGUCACGUACGAGGGUGAUGUGGUGUACGAUCAGUACGUGCGGCCCGAGGCUCCCAUCGUGGAUUACCGGACCCGCUGGAGCGGGAUCCGCCGGCAGCACAUGGCCAGAGCCGUGCCCUUCCGCAGGGCGCAGCAGCAGGUGCUGCGGAUCCUCGCCGGGAAGGUGGUGGUCGGCCACGCCAUCCACAACGACUUCAAGGCUCUGCAGUACUCCCAUCCCAAAGCUCUGACCCGGGACACGGCGCAGAUGCCGCUGCUGAACCGCCGGGCUGGCUUCCCGGAGAACACGGCCAUCUCCCUCAAGCGCCUCACCAAGGCUCUGCUGAACCAGGACAUCCAGGUAGGGAAAAGCGGGCAUUCCUCGGUGGAGGAUGCCCGAGCCACCAUGGAGCUCUACAAGGUGGUGGAGGAGGAGUGGGAGCAGCACCUGCGGCAGAACCCGAAGCAGAAGUGACGCUCUGGGGGCUCAAAGUGACACCCCCAGCCUGGUCCUGCCUCUGGGGGAACCCAGAGUGACACCCCCAGCCUGGUCCUGCCUCUGGGGGAACCCAGAGUGAUGCCCCCAGGCCUGGUCCUGCCCCUUGGGGCUCCUGUGGCUGCUGAGAGGCUGCCCCAGUCCGUGGAUGACGAGGAGCAGGGUGUGACAUCCCCCAGGCUGAUGUGCCUUGUCCCGCCCUGUUCUCGCCAGGAUUUGGGGAGGGACUGGGACGGUGCCUUCCCCAAGAGGGGUCUCUGGGAUCCUGCGCCCCCCAGACACUUCGGGGCUGCUGCUGGUCCUGAUCUGGGAGCGACACUGGGGCAUCCUGAGCACAGCCCCCAUCGCUGGGGCUUUGGGAAUGGAGCGGGCUCCUUCCUCUUGCCAAAACUACCUCUGGCAGCUGCCCGUGCGCCCCGGGCCGCAGUGUAGGAGUGGGUGGGACUCGGAUCCCUCUGGAAAGUCCCCACUUUGCUCCGGGAGCUGCUUGGGUCGGUGGUUGAGUUCCACCUACCUCGUUGUGCAGAGGGCAGGACAAACCCGGGCGUGGGGAGCAGCCCCGUGUGCCUGCCCGAGCCCCCAGUGCUGCCCCGGGGAGUCCCCCCGGAUCCGGCCCGGGGACACCCCCGGCACCGGAGGGCGGCCUUACCCCGCAGGCGCCGGAGCCCGACGGGAACCGCUUUGAACUGAAACGUUUAUGUGCAAAAUCCUAAUU
Molecule: messenger RNA, 1856 nt
Organism: Pseudopodoces humilis (Tibetan ground-tit)
Lineage: Eukaryota; Metazoa; Chordata; Aves; Passeriformes; Paridae
Gene: ISG20L2
Product: interferon stimulated exonuclease gene 20 like 2
Cellular component (GO): nucleus
Molecular function (GO): 3'-5'-RNA exonuclease activity; nucleic acid binding
Source: RefSeq, a predicted model, not a curated record